AUGCGCCGCCGAGUGUGUGCAUGAGCUGUGUGCUAAGUUUCUGCUUAUGUUGUAAGACAUUUGUUAUUAGUUAGCAAAGAAAAGUGUGUUCGGAAAUUAGAGUAGCUGUUGUGAUGGCUGAGGUGAUUCAGAAGAAGUUGCAGGCUGAAUUGGAGAAAUAUCAACAGCUGCAAAAAGAUGUCAGUAAAAGUAUGACGGCAAGACAGAAACUGGAGGCGCAGUUUACUGAAAAUAAUAUUGUUAAAGAGGAGCUUGGCUUGUUAGAUAGCCAAAACACAGUUUACAAACUAAUUGGGCCAGUUCUGGUAAAACAGGAUCUGGAUGAAGCCAAAGCAACAGUGGCCAAAAGAUUGGAAUACAUUAAUGGUGAAAUUCAACGCUAUGAAACUUUACUGAAGGAUAUGGAGAAGAAGUCUGAGCAGCACAGAGAAGUUCUGUCCAGCCUACAGCAGGAGUACCAGCGGGCUCAGGGUCUCCCUGCUGGAAAGGUCUAAAUGGAUUAUUACAUUCACAGACCUGGACACUAGUCUUAAUCUGACAGACUGAAUAUACCAACUAAUAAUUCAUGCUUGUUCAUUUACAUUAACAGGAUACUUGAGGUUUUUGUUUGACGCUAUUAGGCUUUAAAUAAAGUUUGUUUAUUUAUGUUUA
Molecule: messenger RNA, 651 nt
Organism: Triplophysa rosa
Lineage: Eukaryota; Metazoa; Chordata; Actinopteri; Cypriniformes; Nemacheilidae
Gene: pfdn6
Product: prefoldin subunit 6
Exons: 4
Coding region: 114-494 (126 amino acids)
Biological process (GO): chaperone-mediated protein complex assembly; protein folding
Cellular component (GO): cytoplasm; prefoldin complex
Molecular function (GO): protein-folding chaperone binding
Source: RefSeq, a predicted model, not a curated record